This is a messenger RNA of Impatiens glandulifera, 620 nucleotides long. Its product is annotated as chaperone protein dnaJ 11, chloroplastic-like. Lineage: Eukaryota; Viridiplantae; Streptophyta; Magnoliopsida; Ericales; Balsaminaceae. Bases 24 to 524 code for a protein of 166 amino acids. The transcript has a single exon. The record is from RefSeq and is a predicted model, not a curated record.
CUCUCUCUCUCUACUUCUUGAUCAUGGCAACAUCCACUUUGUCUUCGUCUCCAUUCCUCCUAUCAUCAUCAUCAUCAUCUUCAAUAACUCCGAUCUCCGGCAACCGGAUCUCACUAUCUCCGGCGACCUCCGUCAAAUUCCGGCCACUAAAAGUAACUGCCUCCACAUGUUUUUGCCCUCCAAAAGUGACAUCACAUCGUAAUUCUUCGUUCUACGAGGUUUUAGGAAUCCAUGUCGGCGCAAGUGGAAUGGAAAUCAAAGCGGCGUAUAGAAAACUGGCGAGGAUCUGUCAUCCCGACGUUGAUCGGAGUGAAUCAUCUGCCGGAGAGUUUAUUAAGAUCCAUAACGCUUAUUCGACUCUGUCCGAUCCGGAUAAAAGAGCCGAUUACGACAGGAAACUUGUUCCUCGUAGCAGAUCGAAUUACCGGUCGUAUUCUUCUUCUCCCGUGAUGGCAACGGCGGCUGGUUCCAAAUAUUCUGGAUAUGUUUCAAGAAACAAUUGGGAAACAGAUCAGUGUUGGUGAUGAAUGAUGAUCAUGAUCAUCAUGUUUUUGUUCUCUUGUUGCUGUUGUAUAUAUUGAGGCAACUUUUUUAGUGUUAAUAUAACGUUAUUAUUAGCU